Molecule: messenger RNA, 2641 nt
Organism: Synchiropus splendidus (mandarinfish)
Lineage: Eukaryota; Metazoa; Chordata; Actinopteri; Syngnathiformes; Callionymidae
Gene: klhl21
Product: kelch-like family member 21
Exons: 5
Coding region: 156-1988 (610 amino acids)
Biological process (GO): protein ubiquitination
Molecular function (GO): protein binding
Source: RefSeq, a predicted model, not a curated record
GAACGCCUCACAGCUCCGUCGAUGGUGUCAUGGCGCAGGAGAGGCCGGAGGACAGCGAGCUUCCCAACUUUCACAUCAGUUUCCAUCCUUCUGAAGUAUCUUGGCUGAAAGUCGUCAGCAUCGAACGAAUCUGAACUCUGGUUGUUCUCGGCGCGAUGGAGAAACCAGCGUUACAAACGCAGCCGUCCACCCUUCCUUUUUUCGACACGGCGCACGCCUUCAACCUGCUGAGAGGGAUCCACGAGCUCCGGGCUGAGCGCAAGUUCUUCGAUGUGACUCUGUGUGCCGAGGGUCGCGAGUUCCACUGCCACCGAACCGUGCUGGCCGCCGCCAGCACCUACUUCCGUGCCAUGUUCGCAGGGACCCUGAGAGAGAGCGCCAUGGACCGGGUGGUCCUACAUGAGGUCUCGGCUGAGCUCUUGGGUCUGCUGGUGGACUUCUGCUACACUGGACGGGUGACUGUGACGCAGGAAAACGUGGACCUCUUGCUGAAGACAGCAGAUCUGUUCCAGUUCCCGUCAGUCAAGGAGGCGUGCUGUGCUUUCCUGGAACAAAGACUGGACGUGUCCAACUGUUUAGAGAUCCAGGACUUUGCUGAAGCCUAUGCCUGUCGGGACCUGGCAGCCAGCGCACGCCGCUAUGUUCUGAAGAACAUCAUGGAGCUGGCCAAAGGCACAGACUUCGAGCGGCUUCCGUGGAAGCGCCUCCUGGAGUUUGUUUCAGACAACGAGUUGUGUGUGGACAAAGAGGAGACGGUCUAUCAGAUCGCUGUGCGCUGGGUGAAGGCCGACCUCAAGCGCCGGCUCCACUACUGGCCCGAACUCCUCCAGCAGGUCCGUCUGCCUUUUGUGCGGCGGUUCUUCUUGUUGGCACACGUGGAGAGUGACCCGCUGGUCUACCUGUCGCCCACGUGCCUCCGGAUGGUCAACGAAGCGCGCAGCUUCCAGUCCUGCGAGUACGACCGGCACGACCGACCCUGCCACCGGAUGCGGCCGCGACCGUCCACCGGCUUGGCUGAAAUCCUGGUGGUGGUGGGCGGCUGUGACCAGGACUGUGACGAGCUGGUGACCGUGGACUGUUACAACCCGCAGACUGGACAGUGGCGCUACCUGGCCGAGUUUCCCGAUCACCUGGGGGGCGGCUACAGCAUCACAGCCCUGGGAAGCGACAUGUACGUCACAGGUGGCUCAGACGGCUCUCGCCUCUAUGAUGGCGUCUGGCGCUACAAGUCCAGCGUGAACGAGUGGACGGAGGCGGCGCCCAUGCUGAAGGCCAGGGAGUACCACAGUUCCUGCGUGCUGAAGGGUCAGCUCUACGUGGUGGCGUCGGACAGCACUGAGCGCUACGAUCACUCGCUGGACUGCUGGGAGGCGCUGCCGCCGAUGCUGCACUCCAUGGACAACUGCUCCACCACCACCUGCGGGGGGCGCUUGUAUGCCAUUGGCUGUCUUGCUGGCGAGGACACCAUGGCCGUCCAGAGCUACGACCCGGAGAGCAACCGCUGGUCCAUGGUCAACUGUGGACAGCUGCCGCCUUGGUCCUUCACCCCGAAAACUGUCACACUCAAUGGACUCAUCUACUUCGUGAGGGACGACUCGGCUGAGGUCGACGUGUAUAACCCUUUGAAGAACGAAUGGGACAAAAUCAGCCCAAUGACUCAGGUUCACGUGGGAGGCAGCGUGGCAGCCCUCGGGGGUAAACUGUAUGUGUCCGGUGGAUACGACAACACCUUCGAACUGUCGGACGUGGUGGAGGCGUACGACCCGACCACUCGCUCCUGGAGUCCUGCCGGACGACUGCCUCAGCCCACCUUCUGGCACGGCAGCGUCAGCAUCUUCCGGCAGUUCAUGCCGCAAGUGUCCAGUGCCUUUGAACCGUUGGAGGCUCCGCCCUCAAACACCAUUCAGCUGCACCGACACCAGCGGCACCAGGCGCUCCAGAACCUCAACAACCUGAACCAGAAUCAGGACGUGAACCCGGCACACUGAGGUGGGGUAAUGUGUGUCACCACUGGGGAGUGACCUGUGAAAGGGUUAUUGUAUGUCAUGUCUGAAGCCAUGGUGCCGUUCUGAGGUCCAGCUUCUGUUGAGUUUAAAUGAGAACAAUCACAGAUCGGGAAGCGAAUGGCUUGUUGUCGGCGAAAAUUCCACAAAUAGAUCAGAUCACCUGCCACUUUAUUUUGCUGAGAUGUACGAAUUUACAACUAGAGAGCUCCAACCUUUGUUUACUGAAGUUGCUGAGCCAUGCUGGAAGCAUCGUUGAGUCGGUUGCACGAACUCCACCACCAUGCCAUGAGUUUUGAACCUGCAACUGAAUAUGCAUGAAGUGUUUUAUAUGUUUGAAUGGGUUGAUAUUUAAUGUGUUUGUGCUGUAGCCGCUGGAGUCACACCACAACUGGACAGUCUCCCCGUGUGAACGCAGUUCCUCUUUCAACCGCUGGCAUUAGAUCGCUGCUACUUCCAACCUUUGAACAGUAGUUUACAGCAAACGUGUGCAUAUGUAUUUUUAUAUCAAUAGCUAGUGCAACUUAUGCUAUCGGAGUAUGUUGUAAUAAAAAAACUCAAAAUCUCCUUUGUGCUUUUCAUUUUGGUGGAACAGCAACAGUUUAUGCAGCAUUUUAUUUGGAUACAUUUUUCAUACU